Messenger RNA from Uloborus diversus, 1629 nucleotides. RefSeq names its product forkhead box protein J1-B-like. Bases 1 to 1629 code for a protein of 542 amino acids. The record is from RefSeq and is a predicted model, not a curated record. The transcript has 2 exons. Gene Ontology annotation, biological process: regulation of DNA-templated transcription. Lineage: Eukaryota; Metazoa; Arthropoda; Arachnida; Araneae; Uloboridae. Gene Ontology annotation, molecular function: DNA-binding transcription factor activity; sequence-specific DNA binding.
AUGACCUUCAAGAUGCCCAUCGUGUCCAAGGACGAGAUGGCUUUGAGGUUCCACCAAAACUGGCGCGAGCAAAAUCCAGAGGAUAGCACCGUUCUGGACGACACCGACGUGGAUGAUUGCCUUACGGACUUGAAUUGGCUGCAAAACCUCAACAUCAUGACGAAAAUUGGAGCUCCAACUCCAGAAACACCGCCAGCCAGUCCUGUGCCAUCUCCUGGGGACUGUUUUGGAACCACCAAGACAGUUUGCUGUGGUGACAGGUUGCUGAUCAAGUCAAAAAGCAGUAAUCUCAAUAACAAUAAGCCAAUUGUCGAAGACGUUGACUAUAAAACAAACGGAACAGUGAAGCCUCCAUAUUCAUAUGCUACGCUGAUUUGCAUGGCUAUGAAGGCAAAUAAGAACAAAAUGACUUUGUCUGCCAUUUAUAAAUGGAUUAAAGAAAAUUUUAUGUAUUACAGGAAUGCCGAUCCCAGUUGGCAGAAUUCCAUUCGCCAUAAUCUUUCGCUCAACAAAUGUUUUAUAAAAAUUCCAAGAAGUAAAGACGAACCGGGGAAAGGAGGUUUCUGGAGGCUAGAUCCUCAGUAUGCCGAAUCCUUGGUUGAUGGGAUAUUUAAGAAGAGGAGACCAGCACAAAGACAAACAGGAACCUCGAAUUCAAAGAAGGCAAGGCGAGAUAAUAACAAACUUAAAGGACAGUCCGACACGUUAUCCAGAGUUCUAGAAACAUUUCAACAAGAUACUCCGCCAAGUUCCGCCGGAUCUCUCCUUGCUCAUUCAGACAUAGAAAUAAUGGCCGAUCUCAAACCUUUGCCAGUAAUAACACAAUCUCCUCCUACCUCUCAUCAAGAAGUUUUUGCCUAUGCAACUAGUUCGAAUAACAUAUGUGAUUUCCCAGCUGAUAGGCUACUGGUGUGUGCACAACGACCUCAAAUUAAUAGCAAUAAUAAAACACCUCCUGGAUCGAUCAGUCAGGAAGACACAGAAGUACUCCAAUCCCUGGAGCCCAUUACUCAUGCUGGUUUGACAAAUUUGAGGCAAAAUCCAGCCAUUAAUGGACAGAACAACGCUGGUAAUGAUCUUUGCUGGAAUGAAGUCCUUGGUGAUCCAGAGUUGGAGCUUGAGAGUUUGUAUAGGUACAGGCCUGAAGACUCUAUAUCGUCUGUUGUCAACACAGCGUUGGCCCUCAAUGAUGACCUCUUCAGUUCUGAUGGUAGCAGCUGUCAAGAUCUGCCUAAUGAAUUGGACUUGGUGGCCGCAACAGCUGAUCAUCUCGAUGGCAUCGGAUCAUCAGUUGCGACCCAUAAUGGCAUGACGACGGACUGGUGGGGAUUUCAGCAUUCCUCAUUAGAUGUUACCCUCACCCCUCUGCUCAGUAUUUCUGUACCUUUCAGCAACAGUGUGAACAACUCAAUGUCUAAUGGAAACAGCAACGGCCUAUUCAUCAACGGCUAUACCGUCCAAAAUGCAACAUCAUCUUAUGUUGUGGAAAGGCCUCAGUUGUCCCAACAGCAACAGCAGCAUCAUGAUGUUUUGCAGAAUCAACCGUGGGCAGAGUGCAAAGCUGCCCUGGAGGCAGCAGCCCUUGAUCUUGAUGAUCUUGGUGAUCUGGAUCCCGUCCAUGCAUAUUGA